Molecule: messenger RNA, 6670 nt
Organism: Mercenaria mercenaria
Lineage: Eukaryota; Metazoa; Mollusca; Bivalvia; Venerida; Veneridae
Exons: 6
Coding region: 160-4719 (1519 amino acids)
Source: RefSeq, a predicted model, not a curated record
ACAGUCAAUAAACCAGCUGCUGACGGAUCCACGAUGGCGUUGUGUCCCUCACGCGCCAUAAUCAUAAUGGCUUCACCUCUAGCAGCCACCGAACUGACUGAAAAUAACCGCUAUAGACAGGUGACCUCUAUAUUAAGGUUGUCGAUGUAUAUAUAAAACAUGGCGCAUCAAGCUCAGCUAGCGAAUGUCAAAUACCGGAACUGGGUGAGGGCUGGGCUUGGUAUAAAGUACGUUAAAGAAGGCUUGGAACCAUUCUGUGACCACCUGGCUACACAACAACAUAUUGAUAUCCUGAAUAAAGUUCAACAGACACACACACUUUCAGUGGCUUGUGGGCAGUGCGAUGUACGGACUCUCCAGCCUAAUCAUGUUCGAACAAAAAAUAAGCAGUGUCCUCUUGGUCAAAGUAAUUGUAACUGCCAAUAUCCUGGCGGAAAAUGGCUGUGUCCCAACAAUGUAUGUGGCGCCAUCUAUGAUGAAAUCAUUCAACUCCACGCAUCAACUCCUCCAGCGCCAUACUGGAAGAACACGGAUGCACGUCAAUGGUGCACUGAACCAUGGUCUGUAGCAAAAUGUUUCAUAAAUGCUCCGGGAUAUGACAAAAAAACAAAAGCUAAUGAAUUUGACUGUUCUGGCUUAUUACAUGUGUUGAUAAACAAUAAAGGUUUUCAGCAACACAUCAAGUGUAAGAUUUCUGGCACAGAUGUAUUUACAAGGGUACGCAAGUCUAGAAACGAUAUAUUGCAUUCUAAUAGCUUGGAACUAGAAGACACUGAGGUUAACGGUUAUAUUGAUGAUAUGAUAGAACUGUUGGAAGAUGAACAAGAAAUUAAACACACACCAGAAUCUCAAGAUGCUGUCAAAAAACUGCAAGAGCUAAAGCAGGAGGAUUUCAUUAUAUCAACUACGGACGAGACCGAAAUUCGUCGUGUUGCGAUGGCUGCAAUUAAUGAAAAGGAAAAAGAACUUGAACAGACGAUAGUCGACGCAGGAAACAAACUUAGGACUACAGCUGACGAAGGAAAACACGAUAUUGAGUGGAAGGGUUCAGUUAUCAAGGUGGAACUCGGUCAGACAGAACAAAAAAUAAGUAAAGAGUUAGUGAUGAAAGAAGCAGAACUCGAACAGACAGGACAGAACAUAAAAAAGGAUUUGGUGAUGAAAGAGGCUGAACUCGAACAGACGGGACAGAAAAUAAUAAAAGAAGUGGUGAUGAAAGAAGCUGAUCUCGAGCAGACGGGACAGAAAAUCAGAAUGGAUUUGGCGAUGAAAGAAGUUGAACUCGAACAGACGGGACAGAAAAUAAUAAAAGAAGUGGUGAUGAAAGAAGCUGAUCUCGAGCAGACGGGACAGAAAAUCAGAAAGGAUUUGGCGAUGAAAGAAGUUGAACUCGAACAGAAGGGACAGAAAAUAAUAAAAGAAGUGGCGAUGAAAGAAGCUGAUCUCGAGCAGACGGGACAGAAAAUAAUAAAAGAAGUGGUGAUGAAAGAAGCUGAUCUCGAGCAGACGGGACAGAAAAUAAUAAAAGAAGUGGUGAUGAAAGAAGCUGAUCUCAAACAGACGGGACAGAAAAUAAUAAAAGAAGUGGCGAUGAAAGAAGCUGAUCUCGAGCAGACGGGACAGAAAAUAAUAAAAGAAGUGGUGAUGAAAGAAGCUGAUCUCGAGCAGACGGGACAGAAAAUAAUAAAAGAAGUGGCGAUGAAAGAAGCUGAUCUCGAGCAGACGGGACAGAAAAUAAUAAAAGAAGUGGUGAUGAAAGAAGCUGAUCUCGAGCAGACGGGACAGAAAAUAAUAAAAGUUGUGGCGAUGAAAGAAGCUGAUCUCGAACAGACGGGACAGAAAAUUAGACAGGAUUUGGAGAUGAAAGAAGCUGAACUCGAGCAGACAGGGCACCACAUUAAAAGGACAUUGGUGAUAAAAGAAGAGGAGUCAAAAUUGAAAAUUGAACAGAAAGGAAUCGAUAUCGAAAAGCAAGCAACAAAAAAACUAGAGCAGAAACUUCAAGAAGCAGAGUUGCAUUUAGAGAGUCACAAAAACUUCAUCGAAGGGUCGAUGACGAGCACCUCUCAGACUAGAACAGAAGAUGUGACUAACAGAGAAAAAACAGACUUUCAGAAGAAGCUGGUCAAACUAUAUAAAACACAAGUAAUGAUGGUACCUCCGUUGCCCCGCCUACAUAAAGAUAGGAGGAAUGUAAGUGACAUGUAUGUUUCUCCCUGGAUGACUGUACAAAUAAAGGAUGAAGAGCCUAACAGAUGGAAAGAGGUUAAUAUUUCAACGCAUCAAAUAUUCAGAAAUGAUGAAAAGCCCGCAAAAUAUAUCUACAUAAUCGGAGAAGCUGGCUCAGGGAAAAGCACGUUAUGUAAAAUGCUGGUGCAUUUCUGGUGUAUCGCUCAAUCGUAUCAGGAAUGCCGUGUAGACGAACGUGACAUAGUUGAAGAAAUGAAGAAAUUUAAUUUCUUAUUUUAUGUUUCACUCCAGCACUUCUCCGAUUGCAGCAGUAUAGAAGAAAUGCUAAAGAAAUCAUACAGUGAUACUGCUCUUGGAAAUAUUUUACAAAAUGACUCAGGUAAAUGUCUCAUUGUCCUUGACGGUCUUGACGAAUGGAGCCCAGAAAGAAAACACAGUUCGCAGUUUUUUACCAUAGGACUUCCAGGACGUGAGCUCGAUGCGGACUACACCAUUAUUACAACUACAAGACAAUGGAAAUUUGAUGCUCUGCCAAUAAGUGAUAGCGAAGUUGAUAAAAAAAUCAAACUAAAAGGAAUUGAUUUGUAUGAAAUAGAAAACCUCACUAAGAAAACAAUCGAAAUAUUAAAUGACAUCUAUCAAAAAAGUAAAACUGCAGCGGAGUGUGUAACUGAUCUUGAAAGGAGAGAAGUGUCCGACAUUAGCCAUUCACCACUGGUCUUGCAGCAACUAGUUUGUCUAUGGUUUGAUGAUAAACUCCGAGAUAAUUCGAAAUGUGAUAUAUACAAAAGUAUGUUAAACUACUUUUUUGAGUGGAAAGUACUUUGGACUUCUGAAGGUCAAAAGCAACUUUAUGGUAUCAAGGCCCCUAGUAGAAAUACACACGUUACGCAAUACCUUUCAUAUUUAGCGUACGAAACCUUGUUCGACCAAAAUAAAGAAACCAGGUUGGCGUUUAGCAGUUCAACACUUACCCAGUUGAGCAUACCAAAUGAUGUGAUAAAGGACUGUUUGGACAGUGGCAUUUUAAAACAAGAGCGAAACGUAAGUUUGAGUGAGAGCAUACAAUUAUCAAUUUCCUUCUUUCACAAAUCUAUGCAAGAAUAUCUAGCUGCAGUAUAUAUCGCUAAUGAAUUCAAAGAAAUGCUAAAAUCGCAGAAGGAUAAACUUGAUCUCACAAAUGUCUGCAAAAAGUGCGUAGAGAAGUACUUCGGCAGUUGCAAAACGGUUGUUGAUAUUUUAGAACAGUCAGACGUAUUAAAUAUACUUUGUAGAUUAGAACCACAGUUGCUGACAAAUGUAAGUGAGCAUAUAUAUAACGUAACACUUGUUGACAAAACGAUCAUUGAGGAAAGAAACAAGGUUCCGGUACCAGAUUUUAAAGAUUUUUUUUUAUGGAUCUAUAGUAUUCAAAGGUGCAUUUUUAAGUGCAUUAAAGAAGUUAUGUCGAUUGAAAAAGAUGUUCACCUACCUGUUUAUAUUGCCGAUCUUUCCAUUGGCCCUGCAAAUGAUUUGAAACGUUAUGUUAACAAUAUUAUUGCGAAAAAUGUUCUAUCGGUAGAAGUAGAUGCCUUUGAAUUCUUAACAGGUGAAACACUUGAUGAAGAAACCGUUCGACAGUUUAGAAACUUUGUUCAAUUAAAAGCAGUGAAAAUAAGGUCUCAUCAUUUAAGUGACAAGAGGAUUGACAGUGAAGUUGCUACAAUACUUGAGACAAAUGUUCGCACGCUUGAAACUGUCAGUUUGUUAGAUGUAGACAACAGCAUUUUAACACGUCUUCUUCCAACAUUAUCGAAAAUGAGACAGUUAACUUCUCUCCAGAUGUAUAAUAAUUUAGUAAAGUUUUGGCCGCAUGAUGUUAUUUUGUCGUUGGGUGAAUUUCUGACCCAAAAUACAAGUCUUCAGCAUAUAUCGCUUCUUUGUUAUUGUGAGAAACACGACAAACAUACGUUACACCUAUCAAAUCAUAAGCAACUUCGACAUGUUAACUUGUUUCAUUCUUCGUUCUAUAAGCUCAGUUGUAAUACUGACAAUCUAGAAACGUGUAAGCAUAACAUUACAAGAAAAUUGUGUAACAGUCUGUAUAAUGCAUGUAAAUUAAAGCAUCUUCAUCUGUGUUACAACAAAUAUAUAACAGAAAACAGGACUGUCAGUCUCAGUGAAAAUCUUAUCAGACUGUUGCCAUCAUUAGUCAAUCUCACUACUCUUGAGUUAUGGGACUUUGUUUUUACUAACAAUGUUAUAGCACGUCCGUGUGCUAUGAACAAUUUGAAAACAAUAAAAUAUUGCAGGGUAAAAAUGAGUAUGACAACGUGGUGCAAGUUUAUAGAUAGUCUUCCUGCACUGCCAAAUGAAGUAACGGUAGAAGCAUCACAAAUGUAUAUUACAGAUGGGACAUUACUUAAGUACAGUAUGUUUGAUGAAAAACAAGAAGAAGAUGCAAAACAGUAUGUUAGAGAGAAAACGCAUUUAUUCAUCGUGACAGAAGAUGUUUCCGUUCGUUUUCAGUUCACUUGUAAAAAAGUGUGACUCAGAAUAUGUGUCUAUUAAAACGCAGAUUACGAUCAUUUAAAUAGGCAAAACUGUUGACAAUGUUUCAUGAAAAAUUAAAGAACGUACACCCUAAAUGUUUAAUAUUAGGCUUACUUUACAGCAUUUGUUUGUCUUUUGUAUUUGUGAAUUACCAAUUAACAAAAUGCAAAAUCAUUGUACUUUUGAUAGUUUGAGUCUGUAUAUAUAAUUGUAUUAACACAUAAUUUACAUGAGUAUGAUGAGAUUCAUGAUAAUUGCAAAAAAUAAAAAAAACAACAACAAUUACUGCGAUUCAUAUUUGAUAUGAUAUAGAAGGAACUUAGCUGUAAACUUAACAAUAUGAAAAUGUUAGUUGAUUUAUUCUUAUAUUGAAUAGUCUUACUUGCUAUUUGCUUAAACUAUUUUGACAUUAUACAAUGUGCACGUGGAGGCUUCUCACUUUAAAGUUGUCGUCACUCAUAUGUCGACAUGGCUGUCUCUAACCGUUUAUCUUAUGCUUAUUAUUAAUAUUUAUUCAUAUUAUUACAUGUAAGUUGUAUUAUUUUCGGUACGGCUGGCAAUUAUUUUAUGAAAUCAGAAAAAAAUUUGGUACAGCAAAAAUUAAAGUUGUUAUAUAGAUAUGUCAAUAGCAUAGAGUGUUGAUUGCCAAUUUAUAUUAUAUGUAAUGUAAUUAGUUUAACAUGUAAUAAGUUGACACAAACAUUGGUAUACUGCAUAAUGUAUAUAUUUUCGGCAAAGUUUAUUGAUGUCUACUAUUGACUUAAAAUGCAAAAAUGUGUAAUAUUUUAGAGUAAUUUAUGAUUUAGUAAAUAUUAUCAUAGAGAACGUCUUUUAAAGCAAGUAUAUAUUUUUCUCCUGUUGAUUGCCUUGUCGGUACAUGUAGCUAUGUUUGAUGAAAUGUCUUCAGCGUUUCCUAUACUUGUUCAAUGUACAGUACUGUUUGGACAAUUUUAACUCAGUUGUAAUUUUAGGAUAUUAACAUAGCAUGUAGGUAAUGCACGAGCUCUGCAGCGGAAAUAUUGCGCGAGUGUAGGUGUUGAAUAUUAUUCCGCGAUAGAACGAGUGUAUAUUUCCCGAUGCAAAUAUAAUAAUCUUUUUAUAACAGACGGUUUUGCAAUAAUACUUCGAUCUUCUCAGACCGUUCAGCACGACUUUUAUGUCGUGUUAUUGGUACUCUUUAGUUUCUCAACAUAACCAUUUCGGUCUGGGUGAUUCCAAUACUCCCGCUUUUAUAGCCUGGGUAUUGUAUAAUCACCCCUUUGAUAUGGUGUCUGUUUUUUAAUUUUGUCUUUUAACAGGUCCUGUGACUCUAUAACCUCAGAUCCCCUUUCUAAAUUCCAGUUUGUUUAGUUCUGCCCGUUAUUUUCUCGUUUGGGGCAAACCCAUUAUUGUAUCUGGGGACCAAACGCCGCUUUUCAUGGAAUUACACGCCUCAACACGUGUAUCAUUGAAGGUUCCAUGUUCACCGCCGUUUGAAUACAUUUGCGGAUGUCUCUAAAUUGCUUUUUGUACUUUAACAUAUGUAAAUGUUGAGUUCUGCUCAACCCGGGGCUAGAGGGCAUGGACGGUAGCAUGCAUUUCCACUACCGUCCAUGAACAGGCUCAAUCAAACCGAGCCUGCAACAUUUUCGUUUUUGUCGUGUUGAGCGACCUGUGAAGUUUCCAGUUUUCUCUAUUUUUUAUAUAAAUUGUUUUUUAUUCAACAUGAGCGAAAUUGAAAAUGCUGUCAUUAAAAACAUUUUAAAAUCCACGAAACAAUUGCAAAUAAUGUCGCUAAUGACGUCUUGCUCCAGAUAUGAAAUAUGGAAAAAAUAUUAGUUCCAUUGUAACUAACCGGAGUUUAUAACUGAGUAUAUUCUAUAGCUUUAUGUAAAGUGGUAAAUGCCGACAUAACUUGUGUGAUAUCACGUCUUUUAAAAUAUUUAGAUGAAAAACGGAUAUAAUCGUG